Messenger RNA from Eucalyptus grandis, 857 nucleotides. RefSeq lists its product as uncharacterized. NCBI's taxonomy places the organism in Eukaryota, Viridiplantae, Streptophyta, Magnoliopsida, Myrtales, Myrtaceae. The coding region runs from base 182 to 397 and encodes 71 amino acids. The record is from RefSeq and is a predicted model, not a curated record. The transcript is spliced from 3 exons.
AUCAUGGUCUUGCAACCAUCAUUCUCGCUCUCCGACGCCAGACCAGGAAGAAGAGGAGGCAGGGACGACCAACUUCGUUGCGCACAAGUCCGCGUUGAUUCGAUUACCCUUUGACCACUUCAUCGUUUCGGAUUCUUCUUCCUCGUCUCCGAAUUUCAGGCUGUUUUCGACAGAUUUUAAGAUGAACGGGAGGAUGAACAAGCGGGGCUAUAAAGAGCCAAUGUUCACGCGGAUGGUGACUUCUGUGUUCAGGUUUGCGCGGGUUGCGGAGUUUGAGAUACUGUUCUUCCUUUUCUUCUUCAUUGCCUUCCUCAUCUUCAAGGACCUGACAUCUCGGCCCGAAUACAACCAAAUCCUCGUAAAGAAGCCGGGUGGGAUCGAUUUGUGGCCUUACUAGCUCAAACCAAAUGUAUGCUGUCUUUCAUUUUCCCCACUCACGGUAAAAAAUCUUGCUACACAUAAUGAACUGAGAUUGGGAUGAUUGGGAAGAUUUAGAUUUUCGAAAUUAUCACCAGAAACUAACCUCUAACUGAGAUCUCACCCUUGUAUGCUGGGAUUACAGAGUCUUUCUCUGUUUUAUGUUGAUAUAUGGUUUAUGGAGCUCCAUCAUCUCAGAAGUUCCUGAGAAGCAACGCCAGACAAUAGAUGUGCACUGGGACUUGCUUUCACUGUUGCAAUAAUUUGAACUCUGAGCUACUUCACUUCUCCUUCACAUCAUUUCAAUUUGUACAGUUAGCUCAAUGAUUCACUCUUCUUGGCCCUCUCUCUCUCUCUCCCCCCCCAUUUCUAUUUGUACACUUAGCUAAAACAGCAAAUUUUCCAAGUACUUGUAUAUUAAGACUGAUUUGUGAAAUCUA